UACAAAUGGUUUUAUUUCCUUUUUUCCCCACAACUACCAACUUUGAAUUAAAUUUGAUAACCGUUAAUUAACAAGAUUCAAAUUUGAUUCAUCAAUCUGCAUCAACCCUAGCUGCCGCAAAUCGUCAUUGUGUUGUCACCUACUCGUUUCAUCAAUCUCCAAAGACGAUACUUGCCGAAACCCUAUAAUGGGCUGCUUACGGAAGUUGAAGAAGAUACACACUCUUACUUUGACCAUUUGGAUCACAACAAUUGAUUUUAUAAAACUACUAGUAAACCCUAAUCUUCAACGGCCGAACCCUGGUCUACCCUACGCCUCGUAGCUUUACCCAACGGCCUAACUGACCAUCUUCUCGAUGCUGUAUUUUCUUCCUAUUAAAUCUCUCAGUUUCUCUGUCUCCAUUCGUCCGACAGUAGAACCCCAUGUCUCAAAAGUGUUAAAUUUCAGAUCUUUAUAGUCUUUUCGAUUCAAAUCCGCAGGGCGAGAGUUUGAAGUUAUCUUCUUUUCGGUUCAAAGAUGGCUUCGGCAUCUCAUUCUCCAGUUAUAUUGUCCGGGAAUUUGUCUUUUGCAACUUCGGCUUCUGAUCUUCUUCGAAGCUCCAUUAAUGGUGUACCACUAAAAACAUCAGGCAGAGGGCAUGUGGGCUCCAGGCAAAAGGGUUUGAAUAUAGUUGCAAAAGUAAGGAAAGUGAAGAAACACGAAUACCCGUGGCCUCAAGAUCCGGUUUCAAAUGUGAAGGGUGGAGUCCUUAGUUAUCUAUCCCCCUUUAAGCCUUUGAAGGAAAAACCGAAGCCUGUUACGUUGGAAUUCGAGAAACCGCUUAUGGAUUUACAGAAGAAAAUCAUUGAUGUGCAAAAGAUUGCUAAUGAAACUGGUCUUGAUUUCAGCGAUCAAAUAAUCUCUUUAGAGAACAAAUAUCAACAGGCUCGUAAAGAACUCUAUACACAUCUGACUCCAAUACAACGAGUUAAUAUCGCACGACACCCUAACAGACCAACUUUUCUUGAUCAUGUAUUCAACAUUACUGAUAAGUUUGUUGAGCUUCAUGGUGACCGGGCGGGCUAUGAUGAUCCUGCAAUAGUGACUGGAAUUGGAUCAAUAGAUGGCAGGCGAUUCAUGUUUAUGGGUCAUCAAAAGGGUAGAAAUACCAAAGAGAAUAUUCAAAGAAACUUUGGAAUGCCUACACCACAUGGGCACCGUAAGGUUCUAAGAAUGAUGAACUACGCAGACCAUCAUGGGUUCCCCGUUGUCAUAUUUAUUGACACUCCAGGGGCAUUUGCUGACCUUAAAUCAGAAGAAUUAGGCCAAGGUGAAUCCAUUGCCCAGAAUUUAAGGACUAUAUUCGGCCUGAAGGUACCAGUUGUUUCAAUUGUGACGGGUGAAGGUGGCUCUGGCGGUGCUUUAGCCGUUGUUUGUGCUAAUAAAUUGCUAAUGCUUGAAAAUGCUGUCUUAUAUGUUGCCAGCCCAGAAGCAUGCGCAGCAAUUCUGUGGAAGACUGCCAAGGCCUCCCCAAAGGCAGCUGAGAAGCUCAAAAUCACAGCUAAUGAUACUUGUAAGCUACAAAUUUCUGAUGGCAUCAUCCCUGAACCGCUUGGUGGUGCACAUGCAGAUCCACACUGGACCUCACAGCAAGUAAAAAAAGCCAUUCUUGAGUCAAUGGAUGAGCUCCAAGAAAUGGGGACAGAGGAAUUAUUAAGACAAAGAAUGCUGAAAUAUCGCAAGAUUGGUAGGUUUCAAGAAGGUUUGCCCGUUGACCCCGAAAAGAAAGUCAACAUGAAAAGAAAAGAAGAACCAAGACCUGGACUUAUUUCAGACAAGGUUUUGCAGGGUGAAGUUGAUAAACUAAAAGAGCAAAUUAUGAAAGCAAAAGAAUUAUCUUCUAUAGAUAUGGAUCAAAACAGGCUGAUUGAAAAACUGAAAAGAGAAAUUAGUUAUGAAUUUUCUGAGGCAGCUAAAGCAUUAGGGAUCGAGGAAAAGUUAAUUAGAAUGCGUGAAGAAUUUGCAAAAGCAGAGAACGAACAGUUGACUUCUGUUCAAAUUGAGAAUCUUGAGAAUUUAAAGAACGAAUUUAACGAGAAUUUAGCAUUGGCUCCUAACUAUGGAAGUCUGAAGUAUAAGCUAAGCUUGUUGAAGGAGGUAACCGAAGCUAAAAUCUUUGCUGAAAAUUACAAAAAGACCCAUCCGUUGAAGGCUAAAGUCAAUGAGAAGUUCAAAGAGGUUUUGGAAAAGUCAACCCUGAAAAAGAAAAUGGAGAAUUUGAAAGCUGAAGUUGAAAAAGCUGGGGUGUCUACAUUUGAAGAAUUUGAUCAAGAGCUUAAAGAGAAAGUUCUAGAUAUUAGGGAAGAAGUUGAAUAUGAAUUUGUUAAUGCCCUUGAAUCUUUUGGUGUUCAUGUAACUUCAAAAUUUGGUCAAAGUUCGGUGUCAGUAUGAUAUAAACCAGUUAGGAUCGGAA
This is a messenger RNA of Helianthus annuus (common sunflower), 2452 nucleotides long. Its product is annotated as acetyl-coenzyme A carboxylase carboxyl transferase subunit alpha, chloroplastic. Gene Ontology annotation, biological process: fatty acid biosynthetic process. Gene Ontology annotation, molecular function: carboxyl- or carbamoyltransferase activity; acetyl-CoA carboxylase activity. Gene Ontology annotation, cellular component: acetyl-CoA carboxylase complex. NCBI's taxonomy places the organism in Eukaryota, Viridiplantae, Streptophyta, Magnoliopsida, Asterales, Asteraceae. Bases 517 to 2430 code for a protein of 637 amino acids. The transcript is spliced from 11 exons. The record is from RefSeq and is a predicted model, not a curated record.